Messenger RNA from Cyprinus carpio (common carp), 2749 nucleotides. Its product is annotated as ATPase PAAT-like. NCBI's taxonomy places the organism in Eukaryota, Metazoa, Chordata, Actinopteri, Cypriniformes, Cyprinidae. The record is from RefSeq and is a predicted model, not a curated record.
GUUGGGUUUGAUCAGGGUUGGAGCUGAACUCUGCAAGAAGGUAGAUCUCCAGGAACAGGGUUGGGCACCCCUGUUGUCAGGAAUAAAUGUAAAAUUGUAGUCAUGGGAAACCGAGGAUUUCUGAACCGUUUGAGGCGUUCAUUACUCGAAGCUUUUUAACACAGUGCGCAUUAGCGACAUCUGGUGGCCAGACUCGGUUACACCAGCCUAUCUAUCGAAACCUCGCGGAGCAGAGGAUGGUUUGAAAAAGCUACUUAUUCUAUUUCUAGAGAGCUCCAGAGACAGUGAGACUUGUCCUAUGAUCAAAGUAUUUUAUUGUUACUUGAAGCUACUGGAGGGACUAUACUUAUUUGUUCUGGAAAGUGUAUUUGAGAUGAGUGAUGGAAUCCCGUCUGAUUCGUUUGUAUUUUACUCAGGCGUAUGCAUGGGUGUCUCUGUGGGUCCUGGAGCAGCAGCCGUCGCUGUUUAUUCAGCAUGUGAUAUUGUUGAUGUGAAUGGACGUUGUUAGAGUGCUGUAUAUAAAUACGUUUUUAUUGCUUUUAUUAAACGGAUAACAGUGCGCGAUUGGAGUGUUUUUGUUUUAAGCAUCACAGCUAAUAUGUAUUUUAACCUCUCACACAGUACAUUUAUGGAGCAAUAUAACUGAAAUGGUUCGAUUUUAGUGUACGGUGUAUAAUGUAACUGACUCAGACUGUGUUGGAACAAACGGUUUAAUCCAGCGCACAUCGCGGCUGAUGUGUGAAUGCUUUUUGGCUGGCAGUAAAAAUCCUCUACUAAGAUGUCCUCGAGUGAAGAUGGUGUGAUCUUUGCACGCAGCUCAUGGCUGUGCUCAUCACAGAAACAGCUGUCUGAUGUUCUCACCACAACACAAGACAACAGUCCAAGCGAUGACUGCAGGGUUGAACAUGACAGGUGUGACCCUGUCUGUCUGGAGAGAGCCGAGGAGGGCUCUCCAUGUGUUCUCAGACUUCUGUGCACACCUCACCCUGCAUCUGUGAUCAGCAGUCUUCAGGUUAUCAGUGAAGCUCGCACUAUUGAAGUGUACUCACUGUCUGGAGAAUACUGUGGCACCUGCCGUGGAGAGGAAGUUCAAAAAUCACACACUGAUGGUUCUGAAGAUAAGAGGCAUUUCUACAAGAAUCAUCUGUUGCUAGAAAACCCUGUUGCAUCCUGUGAGAUCAAGCUGCUCUCUCUCGGUGGCCGCUCGUCUGUGGCUAUCACCCAUGUGGGUGUGGGACUGGAGACGCCCAAGGACAGACAAGGUGGGCCAAGUGUACACCCAGGCAUAGACCUUCAGCGUGUGCAGACUAUGAUGGAGGAGAUGGGCACCACACUUUCACCAGGAGCACAGAACCUCAUGGAGCUGGUGCAGUGUCAGCAAAAGAAUAAAUCAGACAUGCUCAGUGGGUUCAUUCCUCUGCUCAUGGGAGGAGGAGCUUUGAGCUGUCUGUCAAGAGGAGGUGGGGCUUCCAGUUCUGCAGGAGCGGAGUCAGGCCCAAAUCCACUAUCUGGCCUCGGGCAGCUUCUGUCUAGCAGCAAUCAUGACCAGAUACCCAGUGCCAUGUCUGCCCUGCUGAGCACCGACACAGGCACGAUCAACCCAGACCUGCUUCCAGUGCUGCAGAGCGUAUGCGGUCAGGUGACGCAGCUCCGACUGGAGGAAGUCACAUCUCCAGAGAGGAAGAAGAAUGGAGAACGGGAGGGUCAUAUAUGCUGUGGAGGGUUUGAGAAGAUUCUGGAGACGAUUGUAGAGAAGCGAAUGGAUGAGAUGGAGAGAAGAUUAAAGGAACAUCUGGACUUGCGUCUGGAUGCUCUUCAGCAGAGACUGGAGAUCACACUUCAGCAGGCGCUCUCUCAUAAGCAGCACCAGUACCAGUAACAACAUCCAUCAACACAGGACUAACCUAAACACUUUCAGCAAGAUCUCCGCCCUGAGCUUUUACUUCAAUGACAACUGUAUUAUUCUGUAUAAGUACAUUCAAAUCAUGUCAACCAUCCCUUUAUAACAAAAAAUGGUUCUAACAUUUUUGUUUUGCCAGCAGUCUCUACUGCUUUGUGUGGAAGUGUUUUACAGUUCCUAGAGACUGUACUGACUUGGUUUAUGUGGUAAUUAACAGCUUGACAAGUCAGUUCACUUACGUGAGUGAGUCCACAAACAGUAUCAGAUGACCUUCACAAAUCACAACUACUUGUUGAGCUGUUCUUAAUAACACUGUUGAUCCUGUAUGUAAUAAAUUAUUUUAUCUAAAAGAUACUACAAACAACGGCUGUACUGACAGUGUCAGGUAUUUGUCACUGUUAAUUGCCUUUGUGUAAAUGAUGUUCAUAUGUUUAAUACUCUUCAUACUGGAGAACCAAGGACAAAAAAAAAAAAAAAAACGAUAUUAAAAUAAUGCUUAUACUAAAGAAAAAUAUUAUGUAUCCAAUGAACUUGUCAUGUUUUUAUCCUGUCAAAUCUUAGUACAUCAUGUUGCGUGAUUUAUUUAAAUACUCUCCUCGCCCUAUAUGUUUUAACAUGAUAAUACUGUGAAAUGGCUUUCUAUUCUUGGCUGUGUGACAAUACAGAUUACUCAGGAUUUUAGUUCCUGUAAUGACUGUUUGAUGCAGGAAAACAUGGUAACAUUUGCACGAUAUGCAAACAAGAUUUUAAAAAGGGACAUCAUUUCCAUAAAAUAUGCAUAGGACAAAGACCCAUGACUGGCAGAUCAACGUGCUGUUUGUUUUUUCUCCAAUACAGUAGGAAGAAUCA